AUCCUCCCCACCUACUGCAGUCCCACCACUCCUCUCUCUCUCUCUCUCUCUCUCUAGGAGACAUCAAGCAACAGAAUCCUUGUGCAAACUUCAAAAGAAGAGAUUAUCAGAGCCCAUCAAUGGCAAUGACCUCUAACCACCACCCGACUGACCUCGACACCGGCGCACAUGACUCACUAGCCUCCUCGCCCCGCUCCGACCACCACUACCGUUCGAUCAACGACGACAACAUCACCCAGCCACGUGUACGCUUCAUGUGCAGCUUCGGCGGCAAGAUCCUUCCCCGGCCCCACGACAACCAGCUCCGCUAUGUCGGCGGCGACACCCGCAUCGUCGCCGUGAACCGCCACACCACCUUCUCAUCUCUCCUCAACAAGCUCUCCAAACUCGCAGGUACAACCAAUAUUAGCAUAAAGUACCAGCUCCCUAACGAAGAUCUCGACGCCCUCAUCACCGUCACUGCUGAUGACGACGUCGAGAACAUGAUGGACGAAUACGAACGAUUCAUCCAAAACAACGUGGUACACUCCAAAGCCUCUAGGCUCCGACUCUUCCUCUUCUCAAACGACGCCGUUUCGAGGACCAGUAGUAUUAGUUCCCUCCUUGACGGCUCCGCUAAAAGAGAACACUGGUUCCUCGAUGCCCUCAACGGCGGCGCGGGUCCCGGUUCGGGUCUGGAGCGUGGCCGAUCCGAAGUGUCCUCAAUUGUGUCUGAAGUCCCGGAUUAUCUUUUCGGGUUGGAUAACUCGGAUGAGAUGAUACCCAGAGAAACAAAAUCGAAGACCCGACUGAAUUUAGCCGACAAUGUUUCGAAUUCGGAUCCUGGGUCUCCCGCUGCGGUUACUUCUUCCCCGUUUUGCUCGACCUCGUCGUCGCUGGCACCGUCUUGUGUGCCGUCAAUCCCGGGUCUUCCGCCGGUCAAAACAAAGCCCGACAGCCCGGUUCCUGUUUUUGAAUCAAAGGAGGUUCGGGUUGGGAGUUUUGCAGAGCCAACUGAACCAGUAGCUGUGCAACAACCCGGGUAUGGAGGAAACCCGCAAUGGCAUUAUGUUUCGGAUCCUCAUUACCAGGGCCCGACUUUACAGCACAUUCCUGUUUAUUAUGUACCGGGCCGCGAGAAUGUUCCGGUCCAUCAGGUUCCGAUUGGGGCACCUUAUGUUCAACAAUUCACAACACCACCGGGUCAGAUACCAGUUGGGUUCCGUCAGAUGGUACCGGGUAUGGGUCAGGUCUACGGUGGUGGAGUGAGACCAGUGGCGACAAUGGAUCCUUAUGAGAUGUCGGGCAGAGUAGCACCCGAUGGUGUGAAUUACUAUGGGGUUAGAAAUGCUUAUCCAGGUAUGAUGGUGUCGAGUGGGGAAGAAGUGCCGGUUAGCAGGUCGGAGGCAAAGGUGGAGCGGGUCUCCCACUCUUGAUAAUAUGGCUGCUAUCGUUAUGUUAUGCUAUGGUAUGCCUAUUUGUUUUGUUUGGAUAUGAGUUUUGUGUGGUUGAUGCUGAAAAACAGUUGUAUUGUAUUUGGUUUGUAAUAUAGUUGUCUUUGUAUUGUGCUUCAAUUCAGUGCUGUAAAAAUAAAAAUUAAAAUUAAAAAAAAUAAUUAAUAAAUAAAUAAACGGUGAUGAAAAUGUUAAA
Molecule: messenger RNA, 1629 nt
Organism: Camellia sinensis
Lineage: Eukaryota; Viridiplantae; Streptophyta; Magnoliopsida; Ericales; Theaceae
Product: Octicosapeptide/Phox/Bem1p family protein
Molecular function (GO): protein binding
Source: RefSeq, a predicted model, not a curated record